This is a messenger RNA of Numida meleagris (helmeted guineafowl), 3646 nucleotides long. It is a transcript of the gene ANO6, whose product is annotated as anoctamin 6. Bases 68 to 2803 code for a protein of 911 amino acids. Gene Ontology annotation, cellular component: plasma membrane. The record is from RefSeq and is a predicted model, not a curated record. NCBI's taxonomy places the organism in Eukaryota, Metazoa, Chordata, Aves, Galliformes, Numididae. The transcript has 20 exons. Gene Ontology annotation, biological process: chloride transmembrane transport; calcium activated phosphatidylserine scrambling; calcium activated phosphatidylcholine scrambling. Gene Ontology annotation, molecular function: chloride channel activity; protein dimerization activity.
GCUCCGCGCGGGGCGCCCGGGGCAGAAGGGGAGCGCUCGGGGCGGCGGCGGGAGAGGGAGAGGCGCGAUGCAGGAGAACCCCGACGUGCUGCUGGACCUGGAGGAGGAGGAGGAGGAAGGGGACGAAGAGGUGGACGAGGAGGAUGGGGAGAGCGUCUUGGAAUUGAACCAAGUGAUUAUUCCCACCUAUGGAACUGUGCCAGAUCAGCAAAACCUUCAUACUCCAGAAUGGGCUGAUUUUGAUAAUAAGCCUGACUCCCUGUUCUUCAGUGAUGGGCAACGAAGAAUUGAUUUUGUUUUGGUGUAUGAAGAUGAAACAAAAAUUACUCAUAAGAGGAGUAAUCAUAAAAAGCAAAAGAGGAAGAGACAAGUAUAUGAAUCAAACCUGAUAAACAAUGGCUUGCAACUUGAAGCAACACGAUCGGUUUUGGAUGAAAAAAUUAUUUUUGUGAAAGUGCAUGCACCUUGGGAAGUGUUAUGCACAUACGCUGAGGUCAUGCACAUCAAAUUGCCCCUGCAGCCUAAUGACCUGAAAACUCAGGAGUCAGCUUUCAACUGGUUUACUAGACUCAUCAGAGUGGAUGAAAAUGUCAUCAAACCUGAGCAAGAGUUUUUCACUGCUCCUUUCAAAAGGGAACGUUUAUCCAACUUUUAUAUUCAAGACAAAGACACAUUUUUCAAUCCAGCAACAAGAAGCCGAAUUGUUCAUUUUAUCCUGUCCCGUGUGAAAUAUGCGACCAAAAACAAUGUAAAGAAGUUUGGCAUUAACAAGUUACUGGACACUGGAAUCUACAAAGCAGCAUUUCCCCUUCAUGACUCUAGUUUUAGGCACCUGUCAACUGACCCUGACUGCCCAAGUGAACGUUAUCUUCUCUACAGAGAAUGGGCUCACCCUAAAAACAUCCUGAAACUCCAACCCCUGGAUUUCAUCAGGAAAUAUUAUGGAGAGAAAAUUGGAAUCUAUUUUGCGUGGCUGGGCUUUUAUACUAAUAUGCUGAUCGUGGCUGCAGUUGUAGGAGUUGGCUGCUUUCUGUAUGGAUUCUUGAUGAAGGAUAACUGCACAUGGAGCCAAGAAGUAUGUGACCCCAACAUAGGAGGUAAUAUCAUAAUGUGCCCUCAGUGUGAUAAAGUAUGUACCUACUGGAACCUCACCAUCACUUGUGAAUCGUCCAAGAAACUCUGUAUAUUUGAUAGCUUUGGAACACUGGUGUUUGCAGUAUUUAUGGGAAUAUGGGUUACAUUGUUUUUGGAAUUCUGGAAGAGAAGGCAGGCUGAGCUGGAGUACGAAUGGGACACAGUGGAGUACUUAGAGCAAGAAGAACAAAUUCGCCCAGAAUAUGAAGCUCAGUGCACUCACGUAGUAGUGAAUGAAAUCACACAGCAAGAAGAACAUGUGCCAUACACUGCCUGUGGGAAGUGCGUGCGUAUAGCUUUAUGUACAAGUGCAGUCUUCUUCUGGAUUCUUUUGAUUAUUGCUUCAGUUAUUGGAAUCAUUGUCUACAGACUCUCCGUUUUCCUGGUGUUUUCUGCCACAUUGCCGCGGCACAUUAAUGGCACGCAAGCAAUCCACAAGUACCUGACACCACAGACAGCCACCUCAAUAACUGCUUCAGUCAUCAGCUUUAUAGUCAUUAUGGUUCUGAACAUCGUUUAUGAAAAAGUAGCGAUCCUCAUUACUGACUUUGAGCUGCCAAGGACACAGACUGAAUAUGAAAACAGUUUGACCACAAAGAUGUUCUUGUUCCAGUUUGUCAACUACUAUUCUUCAUGCUUCUACAUAGCCUUCUUUAAGGGUAAAUUUGUAGGUUAUCCUGGAAAUCCUGUUUAUUGGCUAGGAAAGUAUCGCAAUGAAGAGUGUGAUCCAGGUGGAUGUCUCCUUGAACUCACAACUCAGCUUGCCAUCAUAGUAGGAGGUAAAGCAAUUUGGAAUAACAUUCAAGAAGUGCUUCUUCCUUGGGUUAAGAAUCUAAUUGGAAGGUACUGUGCAGAUGCUAGAUCAGAAAAGAUUGUUCCACGCUGGGAACAGGACUAUCACCUGCAGCCCAUUGGAAAACUUGGAUUGUUUUAUGAGUAUCUUGAAAUGGUUAUACAGUUUGGCUUUGUCACCCUGUUUGUGGCAUCAUUCCCACUGGCUCCUCUUCUGGCUCUUAUCAACAACAUGGUGGAAAUCAGGCUGGAUGCAUGGAAGCUGACAACCCAGUUCAGGCGCAUGGUGCCACAGAAGGCACAAGACAUCGGUGCGUGGCAGCCCAUCAUGCAAGGCAUAGCCAUUCUGGCCGUGGUGACCAAUGCCAUGAUAAUUGCUUUUACAUCUGACAUGAUUCCUCGUCUGGUUUAUUACUGGUCCUUUUCAGUCCCUCCUUAUGGGAGCCACAGCAGUUACACCAUGAAGGGGUAUAUAAACAAUACACUCUCUGUCUUCAAUAUAUCAGACUUCAAGAACGCAAGCAAGCCAUUUUCCCCCUGGUUCAGGAACCACACGACAUGCAGGUACCGUGACUUCCGCUACCCUCCUGGGCACCAGCAUCAGUAUGAACAUAACAUAUACUACUGGCACGUCAUCGCAGCCAAGCUGGCUUUCAUCAUUGUCAUGGAGCAUGUCAUAUACUUUGUGAAGUUUAUUAUUUCCUACGUAAUCCCGGAUGUGUCAGAAGAGACCAAGAGCAAGGUCAAACGAGAGAAAUACCUGACACAGAAAAUCUUGCACGAGAACGAUCUGAAAGUUGUGAAAAAAACCAUAGGGAAAAUCGCCGACAAAAUUAUCGAAGGAGUAGACAGCACUUUCAGGCCUAAAACUGACUGAGGACUUUUCUAUACGGAGGAACCAUUUUUAACCAGCUACUACCCAUCCAGGCAUUACCAAUAGCUAAUCAAACACUUUGGAUUAAUUUGUUUUACUAAACAUCAUUUCUUGCAGCUGUCACCUGCUCCUUUGCCUGUUUCCCUUAGGCAAAUGCAACCACUGACACUUGGUUUACAGUUAUCCAUUAUUUAAACCAGCUUUAGUAGGACAUAUUUUUUUAACAUGUGAAGGUAAAAAUUAUCAUCUUAAAAUGAUGCAGAUUCACUCUGAAAUAUACAGAGUGCUUUCCACUUUAUUUAGGUAUGAGCUAUUGGGUCUGAACUUGAAUAAAACCUUAAGAACAAGAAUUAUUUAUUGUAAGAACACCACCACUUUCUCUGACAGAGCUUCAGUUACUUGGUGAUGCAAACCCCAACUAAAAACAGGAAAAGCUAAAACAUGAAGGAAAGAGAAGGAAAAUGCAACUCACAACCAUAUUGUUAAGCUGUUGCAAUUGACUUAUUGAGCACUGUUGUGUGCUUCGCUGACUUAGAAGUGCAUAUUGAGACAAAUGGAUAACAAGAUAUUUCAGUUAAUCAUGGGCUUGGAUCACAAGAAGCAGCAGGACUGUAAGCCCGUCCUGUUCAUCAGUCUCUGUGUAAACAGGAGAACUGCCUUUGAAAUCAGUGCGUACAAACUGACUUUACUGCACUCAGAGCAAGUGGAAAAGUCAGCUAUUUUAUCUUUCCCUGGUCAAUGUACUUCCAUUAGCUCACUUGGCCAUUCUGUUCUGAGUGAACACAGCCUUUAAGGUCUCCCAGCUGUAACAGUAAUGAGUGUUAAAAUUCUUUUCGUAAACUAAAU